Molecule: messenger RNA, 621 nt
Organism: Caenorhabditis bovis
Lineage: Eukaryota; Metazoa; Nematoda; Chromadorea; Rhabditida; Rhabditidae
Source: the annotation of a GenBank genome assembly
AUGAAGGUCGAAUCUAACUGCGCUUCUGAAGUUGUCAUGUCCAAAAGAAGACUAACCGAAGUUGAAGCCCAGCUUUCGUAUUACAAAUGGAAAUAUUUUGCUGAAAAGCGAAUUAAUGAGAUUCUAUCAGCUCAGCUUGAGAAGAAGUCUCAACUUGAACGGAUCCACAUCGACCAAAUUGUUAACAAAUCGAUAUCAAAGAAGCUCAAUCGCUCCAAUCUCAAGAAUAUUGUGAGAGAGGUCUGCGAAAAUGUUAUCAGUGAAACUUUGUCUGGAAGUUCGAGUGAUUCUUCGGUUAAGUCUGAUUAUGAGAUCAACGACGGAGUUAUGCUCACUCCGAUCUCGCAAUCGUCGCUUGGAAUUCUUCCAACCAACACACGGUCGUCUUCAGAAUCUGAUGAUGGGCAAUUGAGCGAUCUUGAGGCGUCGGACAGAAGUGUGACACCAGGUUCUCCAACUCCAACGCCUGCGCCGAUUCCAGUUCCGGCUGAGAAAGUUUUGACGAAUAGAGUUUUGGGAUAUUUCGCUCCUUCUUAUUCGGCAACUAAGUUGAACCACAUUGUCCCAAUUUGUGAUGAAGAAUGUAUGGAAGUCGCAGCUAAAUACGACUGGUACAACUGA